AUGAUGAAGUGUGUUACGACCGUCUUGGAUGUUUCUCGACUGGUCCACCAUUCAGAGGUCCCCAGCGGCCCAUUUCGGUUGUCCCUCUGCCACCAGACGUUCUCAGAACGACCUACAUCCUGUACACACCAGAGUGGAGACCCCACCCCAAGAACCUGGACGCCAGGUACCCGGAGAACAUCCUUAACGUCUGGACCAGCUUUAAACCCAGGCCCACGAAAUUCAUCAUCCAUGGUUUCAUGGAAUCGGUCAGAACUGUGUCCUGGAUGCAA
Messenger RNA from Candidula unifasciata, 272 nucleotides. NCBI's taxonomy places the organism in Eukaryota, Metazoa, Mollusca, Gastropoda, Stylommatophora, Geomitridae. The record is from the annotation of a GenBank genome assembly.